AUGGUCGUUUCUUUCUCUAUGGACGAACAUGGCAUUCAAGCUCGAUUUACCAUUACGAUGGAUGAUGCUUACGACUACAAGAUAGGUGUGGAUGUUUUCGACCCUCAUACUGUCUUACCGGAGAUUUUGACACUCGGAGAUCAACUCUCGGCUGUCCUUCAAAAGAAACUGUCAAAUGACCAACAGAGAAUCUCCUACGCAAGAAUCUCCCGGCAAAUACAUGCGCAGUCCUUCGCAGUCAUCGUGAAAUCGUUCAAUAUGCUAAAGCUGCUUGUUACAUGA
Molecule: messenger RNA, 282 nt
Organism: Penicillium verhagenii
Lineage: Eukaryota; Fungi; Ascomycota; Eurotiomycetes; Eurotiales; Aspergillaceae
Source: RefSeq, a predicted model, not a curated record